AAACGGUCAUUGAUCUGGGCGGAUUGCAGUAUGUGUUGGAGUUGCACAAAAUGAUUCGAGUUGCAAUACCCGCUCACAAAAAAGUGGAAGAUGGACAAAACACUUACACGGUGUUCUGUCUUGAAGUUUUGGACUGCAGUUCUGGGAAGAUGACACAUAUUGAAAAGCGUUAUUCUGAAUUUGAAGCAGUGCAUAAACAGGUGAAAAAGAUAGCAGGGAUGAGAAUACCAGAGUUUCCUCCUAAAAAGGUCAUGAAAUGGAACUCUAAGGUGUUAGAACAAAGGAGGCUUGGUUUACAAAAUUAUGUACAGGGAGUUUUGCAGGGAGACAGGUUGUCUAAGUCAAUGUUGAAUUUUUUGGAAAUAUCAUUACCAGAUUGUCAAAGUGAAGAAUCAUUUGAACAGAGCAAUGAGAACAUUCCUUCCCAUCAUCCUUUGUUAAGUUUUACGGCGGAUGCCUUUCUACAAGAGAGUAAUAGAAGUAGUUUACCAGAUAUUAUAGUGCAAGGUGUUCAUAUGGGUCUGUAUGCAGCUAAUAGAGAUGAUUAUUUAUUAGGAUGAUGAGCAAGCCAAACAGAUAUCAUUUUACACUUCCGAAACUUGAACGGUGCUGUGAUAUUGUAAUUUAUCAAAUAUCAUUCCAUUUGUGUCUAUUUUUAAUCAAUGAUCUCAUGUAAAGUCUCAGUUUAAUAACUUGAAAUCAAAUUACUUACUGUAUUCCAUGAAUUUUAUACUUUUGUAUUAAUUACCUCUUCCCAUCUAAUAAUGAUAGUUCUUUGUUUACAAGAGUUAUCUCCCAUUUGUAACCAGGCUUUCACAUGCAAGCUAUAAUUAUUUAAGUUUAAUGAUACUAAUCCAAUGCUAUAUUCUGAUGAAAACUUCCUACAUAAAUAAACAUCAUAAACAUAAUAGUGUGUCAAAUACAAAAUAAUGUUGUGCAUUUUUAGAAGUAUUAUUUUAGUG
This is a messenger RNA of Mytilus californianus (California mussel), 962 nucleotides long. Its product is annotated as sorting nexin-24-like. The transcript is spliced from 6 exons. Lineage: Eukaryota; Metazoa; Mollusca; Bivalvia; Mytilida; Mytilidae. The coding region runs from base 51 to 560 and encodes 169 amino acids. Gene Ontology annotation, molecular function: phosphatidylinositol phosphate binding. The record is from RefSeq and is a predicted model, not a curated record.